Molecule: messenger RNA, 3035 nt
Organism: Ictalurus furcatus (blue catfish)
Lineage: Eukaryota; Metazoa; Chordata; Actinopteri; Siluriformes; Ictaluridae
Product: zinc finger protein 660-like
Exons: 4
Coding region: 1208-2851 (547 amino acids)
Biological process (GO): regulation of transcription by RNA polymerase II
Molecular function (GO): RNA polymerase II cis-regulatory region sequence-specific DNA binding; DNA-binding transcription factor activity
Source: RefSeq, a predicted model, not a curated record
AUUACUGGUUAGCACGUUCACCUCACACCUCUAGGGUCGGGGGUUCGAUUCCCACCGUGGCCCUGUGUGUGUGGAGUUUGCAUGUUCUCCCCGUGCUGCGGGGAUUUCCUCCGGGUACUCCGGUUUCCUCCCCCAGUCCAAAGACAUGCAUGGUAGGCUGAUUGGCAUGUCCAAAGUGUCCGUAGUGUAUGAAUGGGUGUGUGAAUGUGUGUGUGAUUGUGCCCUGCGAUGGAUUGGCACCCUAUCCAGGGUGUACCCCGCCUUGUGCCUGAUGCUCCCUGGGAUAGGCUCCAGGUUUCCCCGUGACCCUGAAAAGGAUAAGCGGUAUAGAAGAUGGAUGGAUGGAUGGAUUUCAUUGUUUUUCUGAAAGCGCUGUCUCUUUAUUUGGAUUCACUCAAAGUAAUGAAAUCUAGGAAAGCCAAUUUACUCCAUACACUUAUGUCAGUCUGAUCAUUUAAUUGGACCCCAAUCAGAGGUUACAGUGGAUUGUCUUGUUUGUUUGUUUUCUUUCUUGUAUAAUGUAUUUAUUUGUCCAUUCAAUCGUGCUGUAAUUUUAUUUUAGUUUCUUUAUGUUAAUGACCUGUAUGCUUGUAUUUAUUUGCACCUUGCUUGCGUAUUUUGUCUUUGCUCAGUCCUAAACUGUACUUUUAUUUUAAUUUAAUUUUUUUUUGCACGUUGCCAUGUUGGUUCGAUUUGUAAUUUUGAAAAUAAAAAAUAAAUAAAUUAAAAAUACAUGCCUCAAUUGGAAAAAAAAAACUUUAUUCACAAAUUAUCUUCACUUCCGCAUAGAUCUCCGACGCGCGUUCAAGAGAGAGCCACUACGCAUGCGUGUCGUGAUGACGCAAGACCCGUCGUUCUCGCGAUACAACCGAAUCCGGAAGUGCUGCACAAAUACUGGGAUAACUUUAGUAAUCUAGUAGGAAUAUCUAGAAUAUAGUUAUUUAUCUCUCUAUUUUCUUUUAUUUAUGUAUUAUUGUUUUGGUAUUAUUAUUAUUAUUAUUAUUAUUAUUAUUAUUAUUAUUAUUAUUAUUAUUAUUUAUUUUUUCCCCCAUUUUAUUUUAUUUUUUCUGCCAACCUACUGCCCAUAAUCCAGUCCAGUAGGUGGCGGUAAUGCAUCUUUAGUUGGUUUGCCAACCGCCAUUAAAACAAAAAGAAGAAGAAGCAGGACGUGCUGCACUGUUAAAUAGCCGAGGAAGAGGGCCGGUGUAUGCAAGUGUCGUUCGUUACAGUUUAUUUUGCAAAAAUGGUGUUAAAGUGUGCGUUUCCUGGAUGCCAGAACCUUGAGAAAUCAGCGAGAGUACGCAAAAGUGCAUUCCCGAGUCCGCCAGAUGAAAGGCUGACCUUUCACAGAUUCCCAGUGAAUGAUCCUGAGCGCCUGAAGCUGUGGCUGCUCUCUGUUCAUCAGGACAUCACUUUACCCCUUCACUGUGUCAGACAGAUGAGGCUGUGCAGUCAACAUUUCACACCAGACGAUUUUAGAGCAGAUGAGGGGAAGAUACGACGGUAUCUGAAGAAAACUGCUGUUCCUGUGAUGUUUAUACAACACUUCAAGCAGGAGGACUGUGAGAGGGAGUUAAAAGCAGAGUUACUGUCGCUUGCUUGUGAGACGUCUCCUAAAAGAGAAAGUUCACCUACUCCAGUCACAACAUGUUCUGAGGUGGAAAAAAGCUCAUGGCUUAAAGUCAUGCAGGACUGCCAGAGUUGUGGCCACGACAGCGAUUUGAAGAGUCACCCAGCCUCAGCCGAACCUGCACAGACGUUCAUUAAUGGGUCAGAACAUACACUGAAGUGUGAAGAUGAUAAGGAGGUUGUGGUUCAGAUCGUGUCGUCAGAUAACGAGUGCAGUGAGCAGGUGUUUAUCGAAAAGGACGGGUCAUAUUUAUCUAGUGAUGAUGAAGAAGCAAGUCUGCAGGAAGAGGAAGUGAAAAAGAAACGAAAGAGGAAGUCUAAAAGUAAAGACAGUUCAGAUGAGUGGGAGCCAGGUUUAGAUGAAGAGGCCACAGACUCCGAUGUGUCCAAUGAGGAAACUUUAAAGGAGGACGGUCAGGGAAACCUUGUGGUGUGGUGUAUACCAUGUGGGACCGAGGCCUCGCUCUCCUGUUCUGUUCACGGACACAAAAAAGUGUUCUGCUGCGCUCGGUGCGGUGCAGGUGACGACAUUCAAACACGUAAUAUUGAAACACUUCCUGUUCGGUUUGAUGACGUCGCCGGGUUUCAGAAACAUGCUGAACAGGAGCACGGAGCCAAACCUUUCUAUACACUGUGUCAGGACUGUGGCAAGUUUUUUACAGCAAAAAAAGAGCAUGUAUGUGAACAUAAAAUCAAAUUUAUCGUCUGUCCAGAGUGCGGGAAAAGGUUCCUCUCCGAGGCCGGCUUAAAGUUGCACCGCACUCAGCUCCAUUCGGAUUACGAUCACCCGUGUAAAUUCUGUCUGAAGGUCUUCAAAACCAAGUCUGCAAAACUGGAACACGAGCAGACUCAUCCUAAAGAAAGUCAACCAUACCGCUGUCCAGAUUGUCCAAAAAGGUUUUCCAACAUUCAUAAACGUAACAGACAUGUCCGGUCCCAUAGAGGUUCACAAAAAAAUGUGUGUGACGUAUGUAAGAAGAGCUUUAAGGAUGCGUACAGGCUGAAGAGGCAUAAGCUCAUCCACUCUGGAGAACAGCCUUUCAAAUGCCAAGUGUGUGAGCGUUCCUUCAACCAGAUGGUAAACCUCACUUCCCACAUGCGGGUCCACACUGGAGAGAAACCUUUCACGUGUGAGCAAUGCGGAGAGUCGUUCAGUCACAACGUCAGCCUGAGGAACCACAAGCAACGACACCAUGACUCAGGAGGACAAAGCGAUGAAUGACUCAGAGCAGGAUGUCCCCAAGAAAAUGCAGGGCCACUAGAUCUCCUCUUUUGUUUCAUUUCACUAGAAAUAUUGAAGAAGAUUUGGUGCGAUAACAUUUUGAAAUGUGACUGGGAAUUAUAUUCAGACAAGCCACAUUUAAAUGAAUAGAGCAUGUUUUAUCUGAAUCUUUUCCCUAUCCUGA